Messenger RNA from Prunus mume (Japanese apricot), 1014 nucleotides. The record is from RefSeq and is a predicted model, not a curated record. NCBI's taxonomy places the organism in Eukaryota, Viridiplantae, Streptophyta, Magnoliopsida, Rosales, Rosaceae.
AUGAUCGAGGAUGGUCUGGCUCAGAGGCGCCCGGAAGCACCAAGGUAUACCAAACCAGACCCGCCUGAAAUUGACCGAACCCCUCUUCCCCGAAACUACCGGUUGCCAGAAUUCAUUCUAUUCUAUGGGGAUGGGCCAACCUCCUCCAUCGAACACAUAGGCUGCUUCAUGGCCCAGUGCGGGGAGGCCGAUUCGGACGCCCAGAAGCUCCGUUUAUUCGUUCACUCUCUGACCGGGGCGGCCUUCUCGUGGUUCAUAAAUCUUCCGCCGAAUUCGGUGAGGGAUUGGUCUGACAUGGAAAGGAUAUUCCACGAACAUUUCUACCAGACCAAUCGGGAAAUAACAAUCGCCGAGCUGGCAAGGAUGAGCCAGGCGUCGGACGAAUCACCUCGCGACUACCUGCAGCGGUUCAAAAUGUGUAGGAAUUGGUACCGCAUAAACCUACCGGAGAGGGAAUUUGUCAAGAUGGCCGAAGAAGGGUUGGAAUUCGAAUACCGGAAGAAAUUCCAGGGGAUUGAAUUCCGGGACAUGCACGACUUGAUCAACAAGGUGGACCGAUACCCAUCCUUGUUGAAAGAAGACGUGCAGAAGAAGACGGGUUCAAAGGGGACUUACUAUCGGAAUCCCGUUGUCACCUAUGCCGAAGCAGACAAUCCUGCAGAGACCGAGGGCGAUGAAGUUGAGAUGAGCUCAGCCGAAGUCAGCAUAGACAGGCCAUUUGUCUGCAAAGGACUUGUCAAGGCUGACAAUAGCCACACAAAGAUUCCCAACGCCAAGUUUGCGACUCGAGAGACGAAGGCCUACACUUUUGAUUUGACCAGGGCCGAAGCCAUCUUUGACCUACUGUUAACAGAGAAAAAUGUCAAAUUGUCUUUUGGCCAUAAAAUUCAGAAACCCGAAGAGCUCAAAGGAAAGACGUUCUGCAAAUACCACAGUUCCUUGUCUCACAACACUAAUAAUUGCGUUGUUCUGCGAGAUGUCAUCCAGAAAUUGAUAGACCAACGGCCUGGAUAA